This is a messenger RNA of Anolis sagrei ordinatus, 603 nucleotides long. NCBI's taxonomy places the organism in Eukaryota, Metazoa, Chordata, Lepidosauria, Squamata, Anolidae. The record is from RefSeq and is a predicted model, not a curated record.
AUGACUCCCAACCUGCUCCUGGGACUGGUGCUCCUGCUCCCCGCUCACCUCUCCGCUCUGGGCUGCAACUCUCUCAAACUUGAGCAGCAAAGACUGAAUUCAGAGAGCCUGAAGAUGCUGAAAGUGGCCGGCAGAAAGUUUCCCGAAGAGUGUCUGGAGAAUAUGACCAGCUUCAAUCUGCCUGCAAAGACCCUGAAAGGACAUCGUCCGGAAUUUGCCACGAAAGCAAUCGGUGAAAUGCUUCAGGGAUACUUCAGCAUCUUAAGCGGCGAUCUCGUGAAAAGCGAGUGGAAACCCACAAUUGCAAAUAGUUGCCCUCACAGGUUCCUCAGCAUGUUGCACGCGCAAAUCGAGCGCAUCCAGAGGUGCCUUGCAAAAAAGGAGGCGACGCUGGGAAGGAGCACAACGGAAUGGAAAACCACGCUGAAGCUGAAGAAAUACUUCCAGAGGAUCCGGGUUUUCCUCAAAGAGAACGGACAGAGCUCUUGCGCCUGGGACAUUUUGAGGCUGGAGCUGCAGAUGGGCUUCACCCACAUUGACAUUCUGACACAGCGGAUGGACAUUUGAGAACACCCUAAUUUCAAUUUAUAUGCGUUGGGGUGU